Messenger RNA from Lobosporangium transversale, 904 nucleotides. RefSeq lists its product as hypothetical. The transcript is spliced from 3 exons. The coding region runs from base 75 to 794 and encodes 239 amino acids. Lineage: Eukaryota; Fungi; Mortierellomycota; Mortierellomycetes; Mortierellales; Mortierellaceae. The record is from RefSeq and is a predicted model, not a curated record. Gene Ontology annotation, molecular function: RNA binding.
CUUCAACAUCCAUUUAUACCUCUUACUGAUUUGUUUUUUAAUCUAUCUUAAUCUAUUUUAAUAUAUUUGUUUGCAUGGCUUCUCAUUCUUCUUCAACCUCUCCUUCAAGUUCCACUUCUACAUCGGUUAAUCCUUUGACCAUCCGUAAAACACAGCAGCAUGGUGGCUCAUCAGGAGGUUCCACACAAAAAGGAUCAGCUGCGAUAGACGACAAACGUAUAUAUGUCGGCAACCUAGACCCAUCUCUUGACGAAUACAUGGUAUUGAAGCUUUUUUCCCCAUUUGGCAAAAUCACAAAGCUUGACUUCAUGUUUCAUUGGCAUGGCGCCAAGAAGGGUACACCACGAGGAUAUUGCUUUUUAGAAUUCGAGGCUGCUUCUCAGGCUGCAGAUGCAGUCAAGUAUAUGAACCGUAAAAGUAUAAAGAUGCGUCCAUUGAACGUAUCAUUAGCCAACAUGGCACCACCAACAGCAUCAGAUGGGGAAAAAGGUCGUAAACGAACAAUGGAUCCGAAUCGACCCACAGCAUUUUCGUUACUCAAGGCUGGAGGCACAUUGAAGAAUGCAAGCACAGAUGAAAAGAUCAGGGCUAUGGAACGAAAAUUGGCACAAAUGUCAGAACCAGUCAAAGUACCAGUACCUCCAGCACAUGCUUCCUUGCCUCCUAAACCCAGCCAUAAAAGUAAUAGUAAUAGUAGCAAUAAUAGUAAUCAUAACAGCCAUAGUAAUCGGGGCGGGCCUCUCCGUGGUACAGGAUCGGGAGUGUCAUUAGCAAAUAGACGGAAACCAUAUUAGAUUCUUUUUUUCUUUUUCCUUUUUCUUUUUUUUUAUUCUAUAUUUCGUUUCUUGUCUAUAAUUCGUAAUGAGGUGUUGUUAGUUGAUAAAAACCAAUGUUCUAUACUGUG